AUGGAUUCGUGGUAUCGUCCCAAAGUCGACAUUAUCUGUGGACUUAUGGUCCCACGGCCAGCAAAGCAGAGUGCGCCAUGGUCUGCAACGCUUGAAACUCCCACAAAAGCAACGAAAAGCAUUCUCCUGGACUACAUUUCUCCCAGUCAGCCUGCCACGCUGGUCAAAGCGUUUCGCAACCAGCAUUAUCUGUUAGCAGCGAGCGUAGUAUGUUCGCUAUUGUUGAGGUUGCUUGUAACCUUAUUCACUGGCCUGAUAACACUCUCACAAUUCCAAGUUGAGUAUGGUACUGUUCCAGUCCAGAUAUUAGAUUUGUUUAGUGCCAACAAGGACCGCCUGAGCUCCGUAGACAUGGAACCGCGCACAUCCCUCGAAGGAAUCAUUUUUCACAAUGCCAGCUAUCCCGAGGGCACCGACAAAGAUUUUGCGUUCCCGCGAUUCAGCGCACCAGACAUCCCACCAGAUGCUUCCAUCCAGGCCACUAUCGAUGGCUUUGCAGCAGACUUGGAUUGUCAGCCAUGCCAGCUCGUCGUGGACAAAGACCGGGCUUGCUUCAUGAAUUUAGUAUCACCGGGCGUUUCAUUUAUCUCUUCAAAUUGUACUAUGAUCUUCACGAGAGUACAUCGACAACAAAUGCUGCUGCUCUUGCGGAACAAAUUACCGCAAUCCCAGCCGAAGAAGCUGUCAUCAUCAUCCUCAUCUCUGGUCGCCUUACACAGACGAACGAAAAGGUGGUUUUCGGAUAUCACCUCCCAUGGUAUGACUCCUCUCUGA
Molecule: messenger RNA, 774 nt
Organism: Aspergillus glaucus CBS 516.65
Lineage: Eukaryota; Fungi; Ascomycota; Eurotiomycetes; Eurotiales; Aspergillaceae
Product: DUF3433 domain-containing protein
Exons: 2
Coding region: 1-774 (257 amino acids)
Source: RefSeq, a predicted model, not a curated record